Messenger RNA from Symbiodinium pilosum, 285 nucleotides. Lineage: Eukaryota; Dinophyceae; Suessiales; Symbiodiniaceae. The record is from the annotation of a GenBank genome assembly.
GUUCAUUACCUCUCUCGGGAGCAGAUGCGACAUGCCAUCGAGGACACGGGUGCGCACUUCUCCAGCGAGCUGGAGGAGUGCACAGAGCUGUAUGAAGGUCGGAAUCCCGACCUGUUCGGUGCCACGGAGGCCCUGAAGACGGAGCUGGAACUCGAGGAAGAUGCCAUGAUGGUUUCCUGGGUAAAGUUGGCGCCUAUCUCUCUCGAGUUGGGCCUACCAGGAGCCCUGAGGUGGAUGCAGCGGGUGCAGCCCCACAUUCUGCUCUUCUGCCCCAUGCUCAACCGU